Rotaria sp. Silwood2 is the source of this 504-nucleotide messenger RNA. NCBI's taxonomy places the organism in Eukaryota, Metazoa, Rotifera, Eurotatoria, Philodinida, Philodinidae. The record is from the annotation of a GenBank genome assembly.
AUGAUGUUUCGUCUUCCACCACCACCUCGUUUUACACUUCCACCACCACCAAUGCUUUCAUCAGAUGAUAAUAUUAAUAGAAAAAUUCUAUUUCGAUUAACAUGUUCGUCUAUUCGACAACAACAGCAUCGAGAAAUCAGUAAUCUUCGUUUGAUUAUAAUCAGCUGUAUUAGUUUUAUAAUUAUUAUUCUUAUAUUUAUUCUCUUAUUUAUGUUAAUUCAAUUCUAUUGUCGACGAAGAUCUUUAUUUUAUAAGAAUAAAUCAAAACCACAAUCAACAUACAAUAUGAAAUCAAAUAAUGUAUCGAUGAGUAGUAGUCGUUCAUAUGAAACAAUCUCAACUGAACACAUGGGUACUUAUAUUGAAUCUAUAGAUACAUCAGCAACAACUUUCUCAACAGAUCCAAGUAAUGUUGUUACCUGUCUUUAUUGUCAUCAAGAACGUGAUUAUUCAAAUGCUUCUCUACCACCAUAUUAUCAUACACUUGAAAUUCCUCCUUCAUAA